This is a messenger RNA of Racocetra persica, 311 nucleotides long. The record is from the annotation of a GenBank genome assembly. NCBI's taxonomy places the organism in Eukaryota, Fungi, Glomeromycota, Glomeromycetes, Diversisporales, Gigasporaceae.
CGCUUCUCGGUGCAAAUGGAAAAUAUUAUACGGGUGCUAAUGUUGAAAAUUCUUCCUAUGGUGGAUCCAUCUGUGCAGAACGCGUCGCAAUUACUAAAGCAGUCAGCGAAGGGCAAAGAAAAUUUAUUGCAAUGAGUGUGAGCGGCGACACUUUGGGAAAUUUUGUAAGACCUUGCGGCAUAUGUCGACAAUUUAUCAGUGAAUUCGCAACUGAUCUCCCAAUAUACCUCACUAACCAAGAUGGAAAGUACAUUGUUGAUAAUAUAAAAAACUUAUUGCCAGAGCCUUUUGGAAGUAGUGAUUUGAAAUAA